AUGAGCAAUUCCUCUCAGCUGACUCAAAAUGUUUGUCUCACCCAGAAGAUGGAGCUCCCGGAGGCCUUUUCUGACCAAUGGACAUGCCUACCUGCCUUCCUCAACAUGCUAUCACUCAGUCUUUCCACAGCAUCCCUGCUCAGCAACUACUGGUCUGUGGGCAUACAGAAGGUGCCCAAGCCCCUGUGCGGGAAUGGCCUGCCAGCCAAGUGCUCUGACGUGCCGGUGCCCUUGGAUGGGCGCGGCACCAGCGCGCCAUCCCAGGAGGUGGUGCAAUACAGCUGGGAGACUGGGCCCGACCGCUUCACCUUCCAUGCCUUCCGGAGCGGCACGUGGCUCUCCUAUGAGGAAAUCGUGGGAGACCCAGCACUGCUCCAACUCCAGUCGGGGAAACAGUUUAGAGCCCUGCAGGCCGGUGGUACAGCAGGAGCGAAAGCUGCUGGAGAGAGGUGCCGAAGCUCCCUUGAACUCAUGCUACCAACCGAGAGAGCUGAGAAAGGACUACUGGAAUGUGCCACGUUGCAAGGCCCAGGUCACCGCACUCUCCGAUUCGGAGGGAAGCAGUUGAUAGAGAAGGCUUUCGUCCCCCACCUUCCCUUGGGGCUUGGGGCAGAGAUCCUACGGUUCUCACUGGGAGUCCGAUUCGCCUACAUCAGACUUGAACUCAUCAGCUUCCUCCUCCUACUGGUGGCCUUGCUAUUCACGGGGAGCCCCGGCUGUGGCCUCAAGCUGGGCGCCUUCACCGCCUUCUUCUCUGGCUUGUCAGCACGGCCUGGGUUUCCUUCAGCUGCUGCAUGGUGUCAGCUGUCACCACCUCCAACACAUACAUGCAGCUGGUGCUGGAGCUCGAGUGCAAGCACAGUGAGAGCUGCGGAGGAGCCCCGCCGAGCUGCCUACUGCGUCACCGCCUAUGUUUCCUUCGGGAGCUGGCGUGCACAGCCCACCCGAGGGGCCUUUGACCAGCUACCCCCCCAGGACCACCAUCAGCCCGUCCGCUCCAUCUCCGGAGGAGUGGACUUCUCCUCAGAGCUACACACAAGGAAUUGCAACACGGGACCAGCUGGGAGCCUCAGGAAGAGGCGGCCGGGUCGUCUGUAG
Molecule: messenger RNA, 1098 nt
Organism: Kogia breviceps (pygmy sperm whale)
Lineage: Eukaryota; Metazoa; Chordata; Mammalia; Artiodactyla; Physeteridae
Source: RefSeq, a predicted model, not a curated record